Molecule: messenger RNA, 654 nt
Organism: Cinclus cinclus
Lineage: Eukaryota; Metazoa; Chordata; Aves; Passeriformes; Cinclidae
Gene: CD83
Product: CD83 molecule
Exons: 5
Coding region: 1-654 (217 amino acids)
Source: RefSeq, a predicted model, not a curated record
AUGUCUUUGGGAGUCUGUGCUCUGCUCAUCAUCCUGUGCAAUGUUUGGUGCUUGAUCCGUGGGACUUCUGUGAUGAUCCCAGAUGUUGCUGUGAGGUGUGCUGAGGAAGUGGUGCUGCCCUGUAAGGCGCUUCAGGACUCCUCAAUCUCCUACCAGACAGCGUCUUGGUAUAAAAUGGCUGGAGACCGUGAAGGUAUAGCAUGGGAAGUCCUUGAUGUGGAAUCUCACUAUCCACGAGAAUCUGGGGGGUCCUUGGAGCUCUCCAAUGACACCUCCUUUUCACUGAGGAUCACAAACGCUACCAGCUGGAACAGUGGGACGUACAAGUGCACUUUGCGGGGGCAGAAUGGAGAAGGCAACCUGACCAGCACAGUCACAUUAAAAGUAACAGGUUGCCCUGGAAUAGGAGAGGACAAACUAAAGAAAUACAAAGGCGAGCUCUUCAUGCUGACUUGCCUUGGGAUUUUUUACUUGCUGCUCAUCUUCUUUACUUGUACAUGUCUAAGAAAAGAGAGUAUGUCUCCCAGUUAUCAAAAACCCAGACCAGAUAUGAAGCACAUGCUCACCCUCAUCAACGUACACGAAAUAACAACUUUCCAGCAUUUAAAGAGUGACAGCAGUUGCAAAAAUGAGCUUCCUUCAAGUUCUGUUUAA